UUCCAGGAUGUAUUUAUUGGGUCGUUGGUUAUGUCGUGAGAUGUUUUCUUCGUCUCCCAGCUAUUUUCGACAGUCGAUAGUUUGGGCUUCGCAGAAGGCAUCGAAACAAAUAAAACCACUGAGUGGGCAGAUAGCUUUGGUAACUGGGGGUGCACGAGGUGUUGGUAGAGGUGUCGCAUUGCAACUUGCUGAAGCCGGUGCAACAGUAUAUAUUUCGGGACGGAAACCAGAUUCUACUCCCCGUAUACCUACUUUACAUGAUACCGUCAAUGAAAUAUCAAGCAGAGGUGAUAAAGCUGUUGCAGUUUACUGCGACCACAGUAAAGACGAUGAAGUUAAAGAACUUUUCGAAAGAAUAUCGAAGGAUGAAAACAAUCGAUUGGAUGUGCUGGUCAAUAAUGCAUUCUCAGGAGCCACUGCAAUGGAAAAAAAUGUCGGCAAAAAAUUCUUUGAGUGCCAUCCAUCAUUUUGGGAUGAGAUAAACAAUGUUGGUUUGCGAAACGUUUAUAUUUGCUCGGUAUUAGCUUCACGCAUGAUGGUUCCACGCCAAAAGGGGCUAAUUGUGAAUAUCAGUUCAGCGGCUGGCGUGCGCUACUUUUUCAAUGUGCCCUACGGAGUGGGUAAAGCUGCUAUCGAUAAAAUGUCCGCGGAUAUGGCUGAAGAACUGAAGGCUUAUAAAAUCACGGUAGUAUCAUUAUGGCCUGGAACAGUGAAAACUGAAAAAUCAUAUGAUUGGUUACGAUCUGGAAUACUAAGCAAACUUACGAAAAUGCCUCAGGCUCAAAUAGAGCGUAUGGUAGAAAAAGGAGAAACUCCUGAUUUUGUUGGAAGAGGCGUGGCAUGCUUGGCUAGCGAUUAUCGGAUGUUGAAGAAAACUGGAUGUGUACUUUUAACGGCUGAUCUGAGCAAUGAAUAUCUGUUUCUUGAUAAUAAUGGAAAAAUUCCUUCAAAUAUAAGGAGUGUAAGCGUUGCACUAGAUUUCUUCGGAUUUACAACAGCAGCGAAAUUAAUACCAAGCUUUUUAAAAAUUCCAGCUACAUUUCUUCAUUUAUCGUCCAAUAAAUUUAACAAACUGUAA
Loa loa (African eye worm) is the source of this 1078-nucleotide messenger RNA. Its product is annotated as dehydrogenase. Bases 8 to 1078 code for a protein of 356 amino acids. The transcript is spliced from 7 exons. NCBI's taxonomy places the organism in Eukaryota, Metazoa, Nematoda, Chromadorea, Rhabditida, Onchocercidae. The record is from RefSeq and is a predicted model, not a curated record.